This is a messenger RNA of Hydractinia symbiolongicarpus, 1761 nucleotides long. Its product is annotated as dynein assembly factor with WDR repeat domains 1-like. The transcript is spliced from 16 exons. NCBI's taxonomy places the organism in Eukaryota, Metazoa, Cnidaria, Hydrozoa, Anthoathecata, Hydractiniidae. Gene Ontology annotation, biological process: endoplasmic reticulum to Golgi vesicle-mediated transport; intracellular protein transport; intra-Golgi vesicle-mediated transport. Gene Ontology annotation, cellular component: COPI vesicle coat. The record is from RefSeq and is a predicted model, not a curated record. Bases 131 to 1378 code for a protein of 415 amino acids. Gene Ontology annotation, molecular function: protein binding.
UUGAAAUAUAUCUAAAGUAGACGGUCACAUCAGCAGGAUUUUUCAUGCAGGACUAAAAAGCUGGCGGUGUGUCAGCUCAUAAUCAAGUGUCAAGUCAAACAAACUUUAUCCCAGUUCCAGUUAGAUCAUUAUGAAACUUAGAAGGUUUUUAUUACGCUAUUACCCACCAGGAAUUAUACUGGAAUAUGAACAAACCAAGGUUAUGAAAACCAAAUCUAUUGAUCUUUUAGAUCUAAAACCAGAAUCUGAUGUUGAUGCCAUUGUUGAUGAACUGGUUGUAAGAGAACCAUUAAUAACUACUUCACGCAUGGAACAAGUUAGGAAGCUUAUACUUAAGCUUCAAAAUAAACUGGCAUCUGCUAUCACACAACGAUAUUACCUGUUCAAGGUGUUAAGAGCACAUAUCUUACCAUUGACGAAUGUUGCGUUUAAUAAAUCAGGCUCAAGUUUUAUUACAGGUAGUUAUGAUCGGACUUGUAAGAUUUGGGAUACAGCGUCUGGUGAAGAACUGAAUACAUUGGAAGGUCAUCGUAAUGUGGUUUAUGCAGUGGCUUUCAAUAAUCCUUAUGGAGAUAAAAUUGCUACUGGAUCAUUUGAUAAAACGUGCAAGUUAUGGAAUGCUGAAACAGGCAAAUGUUAUCAUACAUUUAAAGGACAUCUUGCAGAAAUUGUAUGCGUUACAUUCAACUCACAAAGUACAAUUGUCGCUACUGGGAGCAUGGAUAAUUCUGCAAAACUUUGGGAUGUACAAAAAGGAGUGGAAUUAGCAACUUUAAAUGGGCACUCUGCUGAAAUUAUAUGUCUAGCGUUUAACAGUUCUGGUGAUCAACUUUUAACAGGGUCGUUUGACCACACCUGUAGUGUUUGGGAUGUACAAACUGGAAGGAGACUUCACACACUUAUUGGCCAUCGAGCAGAGAUAUCCAACGCGAUGUUUAACUUCGAUUGCUCUCUUAUUGUGUCUGGUUCUAUGGAUAAAACAUGCAAAGUAUGGGAUACAGCCACUGGGAAGUGUAUAGGAACACUAAGAGGACACGAUGACGAGGUGCUUGAUGUUGCGUUUGAUUACACCGGUCAAUUCAUAGCCACGUGUUCAGCUGAUGGGACCGGGCGUGUUUACAACAGUACCACACAACAAUGUGUGUGUAAACUGGAAGGCCAUGAAGGUGAAAUCUCCAAGGUUAUAUUCAAUCCACAAGGUACACGCAUUCUUACAGCAAGUAGCGAUAAAACAGCUCGACUGUGGGAUCCCCAAACGGGUGAAUGUGUGCAGAUACUAGAGGGACAUACGGAUGAAAUCUUCAGCUGCGCGUUCAAUUAUGAAGGGAAUAUAGUGUUAACUGGAAGUAAAGAUAACACUUGUAGAUUGUGGAGAUAAGAAUGGCAGAUGGCGGAGAUAACAUUACAUAUAGUGGAGAUGAAACUACAGCGCGAUACCCUAAAUCUGAAUAAGUUAAAGAUGAUAUGCUGCUUGGUCUUACAUGACCGUCUUGCGAGCAUUAUUUUUAAAUGAGAACUGUUCCCAAAAUUUUCUAAAGAGUUCCAAGAUUUUUAGUGAUGUGUUAAAAAUAAGAAAUAAUAUAAUUAUGUAAUCCUAAUAUAUAGUAUACUAACUUAUUAUAUACUUCGUAAACCGUACGUGUAUUUGCUAGAAGGAUAUUUUUGAAGUUCAAUGUUUUUUAUUAUUUCUUGGUUUAUUACCAUCAGGCAAUUUUGUUUCGAAUUGAUAUGUAUCCUAAGAAAUACAGAGAGUAGAUUGGC